AUGAUGGACUCAUUACGCAAGCUAGUUCGGAGGGCCGACGGAUCCAAUGACGAGGAAACCGAACUCAGCUCCACCACCGUCAAUCUUCUGAUAACUUUGUUGGUGUUGGUCCUGUUGGGAAUUACUUUGGUCGGCACCCUCCUUGUCCUCCGCAAGAAACGUCGCGCCGCGAAGAAUGCCGGUCUACCCAUGUACAACGAACAUUCCAACGGCGCUGGACAUCACCGUAAGCUCACCAUCACCACGACUCCCUACGGCGGCAGGUCUGAGUCCGUCUACGUCAUUGAUGAGAAGAGAAAUCUGGUCGACAACUCCUCUAGCCCACCCUCGAGCCCCGUUCCAGAGAUUCGUAUCACGUUCCCUGAAGAGGAAGAUACGAAUGGCACACGACGGCCAGGGAGUGUCGUCGUCGUGCGCAUCGGCGAGAAGGGCGGCAUCGGCUUGGAACCUUACACGGAGUCGUUGCCGCCAUACCAGGCAAAUAGCUCUGACAGGUUCCAGUCUCUCGACCUUGACCGGAUGGGCGGAUUGAAGGAUAAAUGCGACUCCAAGCAAUAUUCUUAGGGUCGCCCGCAGACUAUCGUUCAAUUCACCACUCCACUCUCUCUUCCGCACCUGCUCCUAUGCCGUACACACCCUCACACCACUGCUACCUGACCCCCCCCCGAAGCGACCCACAAUCUCAGGGAUACCCAUCUCACAGAUAUAAAAACACUGCUAAUCCGCUGGCAUAUAUUGCUACGCACUCUGUUGUCACUCGAAGACCAGGCAUCGAAACUUACCAGUUGCGCCCAACUCCCGACUGGCUUCGAUAGCUGCCUGUAAAGCCGUCACAAUUCCACGUACCCUGCUAUGUUCCUAGGGCUUGGAAAACACGACGUGACGUAAUUUCGCUUAUUGUUUUUAUUCAUUUCAUUUUUAUUUUCCUUUAUCUUUUCUUUUCCCCAUUGGGCUAUCUUGUUGAUAAUGGAUCCCGCUGUUUGAUUGAUGAAUUGCGGCUUUCGGCACCGCCUUGGCUCUUCCUGUCCAUUAUUUUAUUCCGUCAUACGGAUAUAUGCACUUCCAAUUCGACUGUGCAGCCUUUUUUUUUUUUUUUUGGAUCUUGAUUGGUUGCAUUAUCAGCUGGACUUUGAAAUUGCUUUGGGAUAUUUCCUGCGCCCCGUUGCGUCACGAUGUUCUCAAGAGUACGGAGUAUAUACCUUCUUACCGCUUUGAUAAACUGAAAUUGUUCAAACUUGGUCGAACGUAUCACGUUAUAAUUUCUA
Coccidioides immitis RS is the source of this 1265-nucleotide messenger RNA. RefSeq lists its product as uncharacterized. NCBI's taxonomy places the organism in Eukaryota, Fungi, Ascomycota, Eurotiomycetes, Onygenales, Onygenaceae. The transcript has a single exon. Bases 1 to 564 code for a protein of 187 amino acids. The record is from RefSeq and is a predicted model, not a curated record.